Molecule: messenger RNA, 1119 nt
Organism: Prunus armeniaca (apricot)
Lineage: Eukaryota; Viridiplantae; Streptophyta; Magnoliopsida; Rosales; Rosaceae
Source: the annotation of a GenBank genome assembly
AUGGAAUCUUCUUCAGCUUCGAAUGAUGCGGUCAACUUCUUGGGGCUAAAAGAGGAGUCAAUGGUGGACCCUUUCUUGGUCGAGGCUCUCCAGAAUCCUCGCCACCGUCUCACCAUUUUGCGAAUGGAACUUGAUAUCCAGAGGUUUCUGCAUAAUCCUGAUGAGCAGCUAUUUGAGUUCCAACAUUUCCCUACCUCCUACCUUCGACUUGCUGCACACCGUGUUUCUCAGCACUAUGGUUUGCAGACUAUGGUUCAGGAUAGUGGCUCAGAUGGACAAGGAAAUAGGAUUUUGGUGAGGAAAACAGCAGAAAGAAAAUACCCAGCAAUUCAGCUAUCUGAAAUACCUGUUAAGCAGUCAGAAAACAAUAAACCUGAGCAGAUUAAAACUGUCAUCAAGCCUAGGUCUAAUAAAAAUAAUAUGAAUGAAACUCAUGGAGCUGGGAUCAAACGAAGUCCUGUGAGAAGUGUAGAAGAGAGGAAGGAGGAGUACAAUAGGGCAAGGGCUCGCAUAUUUAGCAGUCCUAGCAGUUCUGACUCUGGUGAUACAACAUAUCAGGUCCCACCGGAUGUGACAAAAGCAUCUUUGAGCAGGGAUGAGAAUGAAAAUUCCAGGAACUCUAUGAUUGAUCCAGAAAAGAAUGUAACCAUAAAGGAACUUGGUACUUCAUCUCGAGUUGCCAUUUUCAGAGAUAGGGAGAAAGACCGUACUGAUCCAGAUUAUGAUAGAAGUUAUGAGAGGUAUGUUAGGAGUCUUCCUACCAAUCAAAGAUUUAACUUGGCACCUGUCAAUAUGCAAAAGCUUCAACCCCAGUUUGUGCAGUAUGAUACUGUUUUCUCUCAGAUGCCAAGGGCUCAAGCUUCAAUUAGUUAUGGGCCUCCUUCAAGCCCAGCUAUGAGCCCCUUUUGUGCCAUGGGAUUCAAUCAGACAUAUAGGGAUGCUACAUACAUGCAGUGGCCAAGUGCUGCAAUGAUGUAUUCACAUUCGUAUGAUCAGUUCAGACAAGCUGUUAUCCAGUUUAUAAUCGACUCUUUCAAUGUUGUCACUUUCCUACAGAAGAAAUUUCAGGACCAAACUUUUGCUGGAGAGGUCUCCAGUAUGAAAACCUUAAUUGCCUAG